CGCGGCCAGGCCGGGAUGCAGCACGAAGCCCCGCUCCGCGCGGGGAGGGCCCCCCCGGCCCCCCCCGGAGAGCCCGGCCGCCGCCUGGUGCUCGGGGUCACCUACCUGCUGACGGCGCUCGAGCUCACCUGCCUCUUCAUGCAGUUCUCCGUUAUGCCGUAUCUGGUGAAGAACCUGGGCCUGGACUCCGUGGGCUUCGGCUACCUGCAGACCCUCUUUGGGGUCCUCCAGCUCCUGGGAGGCCCCCUUUUUGGCAGGUUUGCUGACCAGCGGGGGGCCCGGGCAGCCCUGACCCUCUCCUUCGUGGCCGGUUCUGGGCUCUACCUGCUUCUCUCCCUCGCCACCAAUGUGCCUCUCCUUGUGGCGUCCCGGAUCCCAGCUGUGUUCAUGCAUGUGCUCCCAGGGGCCCAGAUGGUCAUCACAGACCUGACCCCCCCAGCAGAUCGCCCGGGAGCCCUGGGGAAGCUGGGCCUGUGCUUUGGAGUAGGAGUCAUCCUGGGCUCCCUGCUUGGCGGGACCCUGAGCACCAAGUUUGGCCUGUACUCGCCCGCCUACGUGGCCUUCCUGGCCAACGUCCUGGGCACGGCCGUCAGCCUCACCUGCAUCCCCGCCAACACCAAGGCCGCCUCGGACCCCGGCCCGGCCGCGUCGGGCAAACGUCCGGCGGCCAGCGUGUUCGACCUGAAGGAAAUCACGCGCCUGCUGGGGCUGCCCGGCGUCCGGCCCGUCUUCUUCAUCAAGAUCCUCUCGGGCUUCCCAUCAGGGCUCUUCAUGAUCAUGUUCUCCAUCAUCUCCAUGAACUUCUUCCAGCUGGAGGCCGCCCAAGCUGGGUACCUCAUGUCCUACUUCGGGGUCCUCCAGAUGGUGGUCCAAGGCCUGAUCAUUGGGAGGCUGACCGAGCGGUACUCCGAGGGGACCCUGCUCCGGGCCAGCGUCGUUGUGUUCAGUGCCGUGGGCCUGGCCAUGGCCUCCAUGACCAACGUCUUCCACUUCUGCCUCCUGGUGCCCGGCCUGGUCUUCAGCCUCUGCACCCUGAACAUCGUCACGGACAGCAUGCUGACCAAGGCGGUGCCGCCCUCGGACACAGGCGCCAUGUUGGGCAUCUGCGCCUCCGUCCAGCCGCUGACCCGGACCAUCGGGCCCACCCUGGGCGGCCUCCUCUACCAGAGAUUCGGCGUGGCCGCCUUCGGCUCCCUGCAGUUUGCCGUCAACUUUCUCCUCUUCCUGUAUCUGUGCAAGAAGGAGGUUCCCCAGAAAACCAAAAGGGCGCCGUGACCUUGGCCCCAAAGGGAGCUCCCCCUCCCCAUCCUGCUAAUAAAUGCCUUAAGCCCUC
Molecule: messenger RNA, 1333 nt
Organism: Antechinus flavipes (yellow-footed antechinus)
Lineage: Eukaryota; Metazoa; Chordata; Mammalia; Dasyuromorphia; Dasyuridae
Gene: SLC67A1
Product: solute carrier family 22 member 18
Exons: 10
Coding region: 16-1275 (419 amino acids)
Biological process (GO): transmembrane transport
Molecular function (GO): transmembrane transporter activity
Source: RefSeq, a predicted model, not a curated record